AUGGUUCUCAAACUAUACGGAUUUUCUCCGUCGACUAAUACCCAGCGGGUCGUCCUCGUUCUUAAUGAAUUGAAGGUCCCUUUUGAGUACGUCACCGUCGACUUAGCCAAAGGAGAGCAUAAGAGCGAGGAAUACAUGAAAAUCCAGCCCUUCGGUUAUGUUCCAUGCAUAGAUGAUGAUGGUUUCGUUCUCUAUGAAAGUAGAGCGAUUUGCCACUACAUAGUCGCCAAAUACGCCAGCCAGGGCACCCCGCUCGUUCCUACAGAAUUAAAGGCCAACGCCCUCUAUGCACAAGGCUUGAACCUAGAAGUGGCCAGUUUUGAAGCUGCUGCCGGUCCAUUUGUUUAUGAAAAGCUGUUUAAGCCAUACCAAGGCUUGACCCCUGAUGAACACUCCGUUAAGAUUUUCGAAUCGAAUCUCUUGCAGUGCCUGGACGGAUAUGAGAGAAUAUUGAAUAAACAAAAGUAUAUUGGUGGCAAUGAGUUAACCCUUGCUGACCUUUACCACCUCCCUUACCUUACUCUGCUUCCCCAGGUUGGGUUUAAUGCCAUUGAUGAGAAGCCUUCCGUCUCUAGAUGGGCAAAAGAAAUUCUUGCCCGACCAUCUUGGCAAGCCCUCCUUGCCAACGGUGCGAAGUCGACUAUCUAA
Messenger RNA from Microsporum canis CBS 113480, 648 nucleotides. Its product is annotated as glutathione S-transferase. The transcript has 5 exons. Gene Ontology annotation, molecular function: glutathione transferase activity; glutathione binding. The coding region runs from base 1 to 648 and encodes 215 amino acids. The record is from RefSeq and is a predicted model, not a curated record. NCBI's taxonomy places the organism in Eukaryota, Fungi, Ascomycota, Eurotiomycetes, Onygenales, Arthrodermataceae. Gene Ontology annotation, cellular component: cytoplasm.